AUGAACGAGUAUGAAUGGAUGAUGUACGGAGGAGUGCUUAUAUUGGAUGAUGUAUGUUUGAAUGUAAUAUUUUUUUCUAAUAUUUGUAAUUUUUUGUCAAUUUCAAAUUACAAUUUAUAAGAGGGAAAUUCUAUACCACCAAGAAUGUUUACUAAAUUGAUUAUUGAACCAAUUCUUCUACAUAUUUUUAUAGGAUCACGUCACUUCGAUUCUUACACAAACUACACAUCUUGGCAGUUGGGCAACUGAAACCCCUUGUUGAUUAUGCCCUCGAUGAGGAAAAAAGGAGCACGCCAUCAAAGACAUGACAAAUGAAGCCUUGCUCCUCUUCCUUAAAAAGAUAGGAUGUUCAAUAUUGUCUCCAAACCUGAUUACCAAGCCUUAGCAACCAUUCUUAAAUCAUGUGCUGCUUCCAUUGCUGACAUCAACUUUGGGAAAGCUCUUCAUAGCCAUCUUGUUAAGCAUGGCCACACUUCCUGCAACCUUGUUUCCAAAUCACUACUUAACAUGUAUUCUAAGUGUAAUGCUCUUGAUGACUGUCAAAAACUGUUUGCUCAAAUAACCCAUUGUGAUUCAGUCAUGUGGAACAUAGUCCUAUCUGGGUUUGCUCUGUCCAGGUCCAUGAAUCAUGAUUCUGAGGUUUUGAGGUUGUUUCAUUCAAUGCAUAUUGGGAUAGAUCCUAAACCCACCUCUGUAACUGUUGCUAUCAUUCUUCCUGUGUGUGCACGCACAGGAGCCUUGGUUUCAGGCAAAAGUGUGCACUCUUAUGUGAUCAAAUCUAGGUUAGACUCUCAUACCUUGGUAGGCAAUGCUCUGGUAUCCUUUUAUGCCAAAUCCGGGCAUGCCCAUGAUGAUGCAUAUCAUGUGUUUGAAAGAAUUCCUGAGAAAGAUGUUGUUUCAUGGAACGCGAUAAUUGCUGGAUUUGCAGAGAACAAUUUUAAUGACGAUGCUUUUAAAUUGUUUAGUUGGAUGGCGAAAGGAUCAAUAUCACCUAAUUACGCAACUAUUGCAAACAUUUUGCCUGUUUGUGCUUUGUUACACGAGAAUAUUGCUUACCAUUUUGGGAAAGAGAUACAUUGCCAUGUGCUGAGGCGGGCUGAGCUGGUAGCAGAUGUUUCAGUAGUCAAUGCUCUUGUGAGCUUCUACUCGAGGAUUGGACAAAUGGAAGAUGCAGAGUCUGUGUUCCAGAGAAUGACAACGAGGGAUUUAGUUUCCUGGAAUACAAUAAUAUCUGGGUACACCUCAAACAGUGAAUGGUUGAGAGCUUUGGAGUUGUUUCAUGAAUUCCUCUCAGUGGACCGGGUUGGACCAGACUCUGUCACUCUUCUCAGCAUUCUUCCUGCUUGUGCCCAUUUACGUAAUUUGCAGGUGGGCAAGCAGAUUCAUGGGUAUGUUAUACAUCAUCAUCGACUAAACGAUGAUACAGCAGUGGGAAAUGCCCUAAUAAGUUUUUAUGCAAAAUGCAGCGACAUAGAAGCUGCAUUCAGGACCUUUUUAUCAAUUUAUAGGAGAGACUUGAUAUCGUGGAAUGCUAUUCUUGAUGCCAUUGCAGAAAGUCAGCUUGAAUGUCAGUUUGUUGGCCUCUUACAUUGGAUGCUUGAGGAAAGGAUAAGACCCGACUCCAUAACUAUCUUGGCUAUAAUUCAAUUUUGUGCUAAUCUUUCCAAAGUCAACAAGGUUAAAGAGGCUCAUGGAUUUUCUAUAAAGUCUGGUCUUUUGCUAGGCGAUGUUACGCCUACUCUUGGCAAUGCAAUAAUCAACGCAUAUGCCAAAUGUGGUGAAAUGGAGUACGCAUCGAAGAUUUUUGAAAGUUUAUCGGGGAAGAGGAAUGUGAUCACAUGCAAUUCAAUCAUCUCAGGAUAUGUGAGUUGUGGCUCACCCAAUGAUGCACAUAAGAUAUUUCAUGGUAUGUCUGAAAGGGAUCUCACCACUUGGAACCUAAUGAUUCGAGUUUAUGCUGAAAAUGAUUGUCCCGGUCAAGCUCUAAGUCUGCUUCAUGAGCUAAAAAGUCAUGGAGUGAAGCCUGAUGACGUAACUGUUAUGAGCCUCCUUCCUGUUUGUGCUCAAAUGGCCUCAAUCCACCUGCUCAGGCAAUGCCACGGAUAUGUGGUUAGGGCUUGUUUCCAAGAUGUUCGCUUGAAGGCAGCUCUGUUAGAUGUAUAUUCGAAAUGUGGAAGUAUCAAUUCGGCAUACAAGCUCUUCCAAUCAGCUCAUCAGAAGGAUCUGAUUAUCUUCACGGCUAUGGUUGGAGGGUAUGCCAUGCAUGGCAUGGGAAAAGAAGCAUUGGGUGUCUUCUCUCACAUGCUUGAUUUGGGUGUAAAGCCAGACCAUGUUAUAAUAACUGCGGUAUUAUCUGCUUGCAGUCAUACUGGCCUUGUUGACGAAGGAUUGAAGAUUUUUUAUUCAAUAAACAAGGUACAUGGCAUGGAACCAACCACGGAGCAGUAUGCUUGUGUGGUGGAUCUCCUUGCUCGAGGAGGUCAAAUUAAUGAUGCAUAUUCUUUUGUGUCUAAAAUGCCCAUUGAAGCUAAUGCCAGUGUAUGGGGGACGUUACUUGGUGCUUGUAGAACCCACCAUCAGGUGGAAAUGGGACGUGUUGUCGCUGAUCAGCUUUUCGAAAUUGAAGCUAGUGAUAUUGGAAACUAUGUGGUGUUAUCAAACUUAUAUGCUGCAGAAGCUAGAUGGGAUGGUGUUCUUGAGAUAAGAAGGCUUAUGAGGACAAGAGAUCUCAAAAAGCCUGUUGGAUGCAGCUGGAUUGAAGUGGGGAAAAGAGAAAAUGUUUUUAUGGCUGGAGAUUGUUCUCACCCACAAAGAAAUAUUAUUUACAACACAUUAUGUAUAUUGGAUCGACAAAUCAAAGAGCCAUUUCAGUUUUGAAUUAGCUGACUUUAAACUUUGGAAUUUUGAAGUGACAUAAAAAUCAGGUAAAUUCCAAUUUCAUGUUAAGUUACGUGACAAUUUCAUGUGGCCUGAAAUAUGCUUUGACCAAUUCUUUAUUCUGGAGACUGGAUCAAAUAUGAGGCACUCAUCUGCUGAUACCACACCUGUGUUGAUGGUGAGAAGGAUUAUGUCGAACAUUUCAUGGGUAUUAUUUUGGCUGCAUCUAAAGCAUUGCUGUAUCUCUGUAGACCAAGGGCUUCUUGGCACCUUAUUUGUUGGAACAAGGAAACUACUUGAUAGGCCAUGGAUUUGAGGUCUAAAAAGGACAUUACCAAGUGUUUGAAAAAUACUUUUGCUGGUAGUCAAGAGUCAGAAUCUUUACAAUCUGGUGGGGGAAAGUUCUAGUGUCACCCUUUCUAACUACAUAGUUGUCUCUGUUCUCAUUAAAUUUACUACCUGGAAAGUAAAAUGCAUUUAUGCAUCUUUAUGUUGUUAAAAUGUACUUGACAAGGAAGAAGAAAUUGGGGUGAAUUUAUGCAUUAAGGAGGUUUAGUAAGCACAAUGCCAGAUUUCUCUACCAUUUUCACAUGAACUACCAAGACUCAGUUUUUUUGUCAUUAUUCUUGUCAUGGAUGACAUCAUGCGAAGU
This is a messenger RNA of Camellia sinensis, 3529 nucleotides long. RefSeq names its product Tetratricopeptide repeat (TPR)-like superfamily protein (gene SLG1). NCBI's taxonomy places the organism in Eukaryota, Viridiplantae, Streptophyta, Magnoliopsida, Ericales, Theaceae. The record is from RefSeq and is a predicted model, not a curated record. Gene Ontology annotation, molecular function: protein binding; RNA binding. Gene Ontology annotation, biological process: RNA modification.